AUGAUGUACUCGAUUUAUUUCAAGAUGGUAAGCCUUUCAUGUAUGCCGAGGACCUUAAAGUUGUAUAUCGAUAUAAGCCAACAGAUCAUGACAUCGUGCUUGAGCUCCUUAAGAGCGAUCUACAGGCUUUCGCCCAGUGGUGCCGCACAUGGCGCCUUCCUCUCUCUCUCUUGGCAUAAGUGCUCAGUCAUGGUGGUUGGCGACGACCGCCAACCUCAACUAAGUAUUGAAGGUCACGCCAUAAAUGUGCCUGGGAUCUGAGUGUAUCAUAAUCCGGGAGCCUCAAUCUUUCGGAGCACUGUGCCUUGAUAGUCUCCAAAGCACGUAGAACGACCGGGUUUAUCCUCCGAAAUUUUAAAACUAGGGACAUUAGAAUGCGCCUUUUCAACAUGUACGUUAGACCUGGUCUGGAAUACUGUUCGUUUUCAUUUAGCCUCAUGCGUGCUACUGAGCGGAAGAAAAUAAAAUCCGUUCAACACUUUUUUACCAAGAGAAUUGUAACCCCGGAUCACCGACAUUUGCCUUACCAAGAACGUUGCCGUCUUACAAGCCUUGAUCCUUUAUGGUUCCGUAGAUUACAAAAGGGACUAGUUUUGCUAUUUAAACUCUUAUAUAAACACACAUUUAACCCACUCACCUAUUUAAGACAUCCUAUUUAAGACAUCAUAAAUAUUUCCUCUCUCUUAUAGACAGUACAGAGGGGACAUGAUCAUGGCCUUCAGGAUCGUCCGAGGGCUAGACUGUGCUCUUCAGUUUGACGACUUCUUCGAACUGGCGCGGACGACAAAUCUCCGAGGGCACGCAUACAAAUUGAAGAUGAAACAUGCCAGACUCGAUUUGCGGGCCAAAUUCUUCUCUCACCGGCUUGUUGAGGGAUGGAACAAAUUGCCGAACUCCGUUGUCUUAGCAGAAAACGUCGAGACCUUCAAAAGAAGACUAGAUAAACUUAUGCUUGAUGGUCAAACAUUUACAUGAUAUCAAUGGCUGGUAUAACUGCUAUGUAAAUAUCUGCAUGUUUUUUUUAUACGUCUAUCUGUAAAUAGGGUUUUCCAAGGCUCUGCCUCUAUCCCUCAUAUAUACUGAAUUAUACUGAAUUAUAUCCACCCACGACGUAAUAGUCACCGUGAGGUCUUUUUAUUUCCGCCUCUGGCAUGUACUGUUAAAUAUCGUCGGUUCUAUUCUGUAAAUGCAAUUGCUAUUUGGGAUAAACUACCCAUGAGUGUGAAAACUCUGCAAAAUUAUCCUUUAUUUAAGAGAACUAUUACUCGAUUUUUGCAUUCAGAAAAGCUCCCACAAAUUUUGGGUGCUGAAUUUGCUGAUCGACUCUACCGUAGCGAUGGCGUUUGUGGUCUCUGAACAGUAUGGCCGGUCUCACCAGCUGUUCCCCAACGCCUCUACUAUGACUGUCCCCAACUUCAUGAAAGGAAUUGACGUCCGAUAAUGUCCGAUAUCGUGCAACUUCCCCCCCCCUUCUUGACGGCCGAAAAUCUACCACCAGCAGUUUUUUCUUCUGAACCCUCUAAACCGUAAAAACCACCAUCAACUAUAUUUUUAUUCCUUUACCUCAGGAGUUUUUUUCAAUGCUGGUCGGAUUUAUGUUUAACGCUUCCCUUGACAAUCCCAGUAAAUUGGCAUUAAAUUGAAUUAUCUAAUUCUGCGCAAUCUGCCAUGAAAUGAUAAGAUUUGGAAAAUCUCAUCCUCAAUAUUAAUAAUUUUGUUACGGUGGACAAAAUGAGAAAUAAGCGGAUGCAAAUUUUCGUACAGUUUUGCCGUGCGAACAUUUACAUACGAAUUAAGGAAGGAAUCAAUCCAAUCGUAGGAAUUUAGGUUUGUAAAUCAUUCGGUCGAGCGUGAUGAUCGGAAAUCGCGGACAAAGCUAUACUUUGGGGAAAACUUUUUGUCAGCCUCGAGUUUCAACGUUGAAACAACUAUGUCAUGGUCUGAGCCCCCGAGUGGGCCUAGGGAUGACACUGACGAAGGCAUGCAGCCUUUACAGAAAAUUAGGUCAAGUAUGCUUGGUCCUCGAUUGAGAAUAUCGACGACUUGAGUCAACAUCCCAACAUCCAGAGCCUCAAGAAUGUGAUCGAACAAUCUGGGGUCUGAAGGCCGGUGAUCAGCGGACUUCGUGGAGAUUAAAGUCACCCGCAACCAAUUGAUACUCAAAGAUUAAGUCGGUCGCAGCAUGAAGUAUCUGUGAGAACAAACGACCAUAAUUCACAUUGGCGUUGGGAGGGCGAUAGAGACAACCAACGAGUAAGGAAAACUUAUUUUUUAGUGAAACUUGGAGCCAGCAGACGCCUUCUACUGCGGAAAGAUGCGGGAGGUCCAGCGGCAGAAUCGUAAGUGUUUGCUUAACGUGGACGCACCUGCCCCCACCACGGCUGUAUUGUACGAUCAUUUCGAAUGCAAGUAUAGCCUAGAAGAGUGAGUUCGGAGUCAGUUACGGAAGCUGAUGCCCAUGUCUCAGUUACAAUAUCUCAAUAUCUUAGAGGAAAUAAGCUUUUUAUUAGUUGGGAUAAAACGCCAAUGCAACGCACAGCUUCCUCUUCAUUAGCAAGCGCAAAGCCAUCACAGAAUUCUACACAUCUGCAAUUUGCUUCUAAAGCGCUUUCUUCACCUGGCGUCAACGAACAUUUCGCCAUAUCUGCAGCGGUCCCAGUUCCAUCUAGCUCUUCAUCUGAGUACAUUAUCACUGAUAUAGUUCAAUCGUCCCACUUUGAACCAUCUCCAGGCAUCGAUAAUUGCUCAAGUGUUGCUACCAAUUUUUCGGAUCGCUUGACCUUAGCAGUAAAGAUGGACUAACACUAGAGUCGCAGUCGACCUCCAUGGCUCACAAUUAUGACUUAGUUAAUAAAACUGUAUCGUUUUCAUCCUGUUCCCGUGCCAGACCACUGACGUCUGAGUGAUAGUCCGGGGAGAUCUCUACCUAUUCCUGUCCGGAUUCUUAAUUAAAAGAAGGCACCACAGUUUGGAAGCCCACUUAAACAUCAGCCUGUAAUAUGCUAGUACACAAUGUUGCAAACAAUUUUUCCAACCACACAGCCAGCCAGACACCCAAAUAAUAAUAUGUACUCAUAAUUCAAAUAGUUUCUCAGGACCAUUGAUUUCGUUUUUUAACAUAACUUACCCCUCAUAUUAUGCUCAGCAUUAUCAAAAUCCUCUUUUUAUGCCUCCCAUUUUUCGCACCCAUCAAAAAAGCAUUCCUGUACCUGGGUCCUGGUCAAAUGUUUUUCCAUACAAUGCUGCAUCUCUAGUUCGUGGUAAUUCCCCACAAAUUUUAGACCACAGCAACAUUGUCUUCCACCAAUUGUUUCAUCCCAACAUCUUAAUUUUCCAACGCCGGCCCUCCCUUUUUCAUGAGUAGUAAGAAGCGAAACCUACAUCUCAGGUAUACGCUCUGUAUAUUUUCUCUUAACGCGAAAUCAGUCUUGCAAAAGAUGGCACAACUAAGAACUGUUGCAUUUGAGUUCGACCCAGAUUAUUUUUGCAUUACAGGAACCUGGGCUCACUCACUAAUUUCCAACUCAGCGCUCGCCAUAGAUAGUCUCAGUUAGCACCGAGAAGAUCGUGCUCAAAAACGUGGCGGUGGUUGUCUUCUCUGCAUCAGAGCCUCACUUGCACAUUCGCAUGAUGACCAGAGCAUUUCUUCUUUUCCUUAGAAUCUCUGUUUCAUUUCGGUAAUCCUCCCGCAAAAUAGGAAAGCCUUAAUUGGAUGGGUAUAUAAUCCACCAUGCUACUCCGGAAAUGAAAACCAACUCUGUGGACUCUUUGAAAAAAAUUGCGGAGACUUCGUCUGAUGCCAAAUUAAUCCUUGGAGAUUUUGAUUUGCCAGAAAUUUACUGGCAUAAACCAACUCCCUCUCCUAGAUUGCACAAGAUUCCGGAUACUAUUCCCUUUUCAAACUGGUAUCAACUAGUUCACUCUUCGAAAGAAAACGAAAGUAUAUUAGAUUUGAUCUUUACUAAUGGCAUCCUCUCUUCAUCCACGGAUUCCCAUCGUGACCUUUUUGCAAGUGAUCAUUCAUUGCUUAAUUUCUGACCUCCAGUUUCCACUUUUGCAAAGCCAGCAGCAAAACGCAACCUUUUUGACUACGCUAAUGCUAACAAGGAAUUAGAAAAUAACUUUUCAAACACUCUCGACUGGAACAGUAUUGUUUCAAAUAGUGAAAUAAAUUUUUGCUUUGAUAUAGUGCAUUGCGCAACAGAAGCUUACCUCGAUCUCAUUCCGGUAAGGAUGUUCAGAUCGAAUGCCACUUCUUCCAAUGUCCUACAUUUUCUUAAAAACAGACUCAGAAAGCUACGGAAGCUGCUCAAACGUCAAUCCGUAUCUCGUUAUUGGUUCAUUUAAGAAUCGUCGAAUUAUACUAAUUAGCUUCGAAAAUGAGACUCGUGUGAAAUAGGCGUAGAGGGUCCUUAGCUAUUAGUGAUGCAAAUCCUGCUAUACCUGUUGCUCAGGUCUUCCUUCAAAGAUCAUCAGCUAAGUCGCACCAAGUCAUUCCGCCUUUGCUUAGUACAAACGAUAAUUUCAUUUCAGAUGAAUCAGGGAAAGCAGAAAUUUUAAAUUCAUUCUUCGCUAAACAUUUAACGAUUGAAACUGACCCAAUACAUUCAAUUUCUCCUUUCUCAGCAUGACUAAUUUUUCUCCUGAAAAUAUUCAAAAACUGAUAAAACAUCUUACAAACUCUCCCUCAGAAGGUACGGACACUAUUCCGAACUCCCUUAAAAAACAGCUAAGAGAUUUUCCUCCUCUACUUAGCAAACUCUUUUCAGUCUUCCUCGUAAAUGGCUUAUUUCCUAACUAUUAAAAAACUUCUAUUAUUAUUCAAGUAUUUAAGUCUGGCUGUCGUUCUGACGUUCAGAACUAUCGAGGUGUCCAUAAAACACCCUCUCUCGCCAAAAACUUUGAAAAGAUUAUCGCCUUAAAAAUUACUGACUUCUGCAUAGCCAAUCAAGUUAUUAGCCCUUCCCAGCAUGGUUUUUUACCAGAUCGCUCCUGUGAAACAUGUCAUCUGUCGUUUCUCAAUCUACUUACUUCUCUUCGUUAAGACCAACUAUCUGUUGUCGUUAUUUAUUUUGAUCUUAGUAAAGCCUUUGAUGAAGUACCAUAUAAAAGACUCUUGGUUAAAUUAGAAGCUAUGGGAAUUCGCAGUCCACUAAUAGACUUUCUCAGGUCAUACCUGUCUAAUCGCAAACAAAAUGCAUUAGUGGGAUCUUCACUUUCCAGUAAAAACCCUAUUGCAAGUGGCGUACUACGAGGCACCGUUUUAGGUCCUCUUUUGUUCCUGCUUUACAUAAAUGAUAUCUCGGCUGCAGUUAAAUAUUCACAGUCAUUUAUUUAUGCCGAUGGCCUCAUAUGUGUAUAUUCUUUCAACAAAUCUACGGGCCUUCAUUGCCUGGAGUAAAUCCAAGCUGACUUGCUUACUCGCUCAGCUUGGAGCUCAAAAUGGAUAAUGGAAUUCUCUCCGUCUAAAUGUCGCUAUAUGUGUUUUGGACCUGACAGACUACCCCAACCAGUGGUCUUUCAAGGCACACCUAUGACUGAAUGUACUGCCAUCAAGAAUUUAGGUUUAAGCUACAGAACUAAUUUUGAUCACUCGCUGAUCACAUGCUGACAGAAUGACGACCAAAUCUGAACAGAUUCGUGGCUUUAUUUCUUUCAAUCACUAUCUUCCUGAAAUUAAAAUAAGACUUUAUCAUAUGAUUUUACAUCCCAUUCUCGAGAAUGGUUGCCCAUUUGUUGGCUUGAUGGACGAGGCUAGUCGUUAAAAAGUAGAAAACAUCAAGGACGAUUUACUAGAAAAGUUUUAGGCAUGAAACAUUUAAAUAUCUCCUACUCAGAUAGAUGCCAGAUUACCAAUCUUAAAUUUUUAAUGGGUUCCCAUUAAUAACAGUUUCGAUCUUCCUCCGAUUUCAGCAUUCACCCCUAGUAGUCGCCCAUACAAUCUUUGCAAUUCUGACUUGGUUGUACCUAUUCCAGAUUCAUUCAACUACCAGCGCCCUCAUAUCUUCACUUCUAGGUAUAAUAUCCAUUGGAAUGGCCUUUCAAGCGAUAUAAGAUAAUCAAAUAUUCUAGAUACUCUUAAGAGAGGGCUGCGCAUCUAUCUAAAUAUUGACUCGAUCUGACUUUUAUUUUCCUCAUCCCUCCCCGGAAACUAUCAAUACGAUUUCCAGGAAGGGCCACCGGGAAUUUAGGACGCCGCCACCAAAUGACCGCAUCUGCUCACACUUCAUUCUCUGUGUGUUGGCUUCGCCUUUUAAGAUCUAUCACCAGAAACUUCGAUUAUUUCGAUUGUUCAGUCCAUGCAUCUUGUUUUUCACGCGACAUGAUGCCCUCCCUGAUGUAUCGUAUCAAAGAAGUAGCUUAACUAGGUUGUCAUGCUCGCUCUAAGUCGCCUCCGUUUCGCCAACCGCCGACCCUCGUCAGGAAUCCACUACGGCCCCUGCGAGUUCGAACCUUAAUCCAAGGACGACGAUUUUCGCGGUUCUUGAUGUUGACUCCUCAUAUCGACCCCACGUGGUCUGUUGACGAUCCCUGUGGAAUCCAUCUGCGCCAACAGUCCCUUUUGCACAUUUAAGCAACCCUGUCUUUUCUGUUGGGCGUUACGACAGAACCAGGAUUGAAGUAAUCCACUUAACAAUUCAUAUGACUAUGGAUUUUUUUCAGUAUAAUUCAGAAUAUGUGAGGAGUAUAGGCAGAGCCUUGGAAAAUGCUAUUUGCCGAUAGAUGUAUGAAAAAAACAUGCAGAUAUUUACGUAGCAGUUAUGCCAGUCAUUUAUAUUGUGUAAAUGUUUAAAUAUCGACCACACAAUUUAUCUAGUCCCCUUUUGAAGGUCUCAACGUUUUCCGCUAAGACAACGGAGUUCCGCAAUUUGUUCCCUCCUUCAACCAGCCGGUGGGAGAAGAAGUUGGCCCGCAAUUCGAGUUUGGCAUAUUUCGUCUUCAGCUUGUAUUGGUACCCUCGAAGAUUUGUCGUCCGCGCCAGUUCGAAGAAAUCGUCAAACUGAAGAGCACAAUCUAGCCCUCGGACGAUCGUGAAGGCCAUGAUCAUUUCCCCUCUGUAUUGUCUAUGAGGGAGAGGAAAUAUUUUUAGCUUUUUCAGGCGUCUUUCAUGAGGCAAGCUAUUUAAUCCGCCGACUAGCUUUGUCGCUGUUCGUUGUACGUUCUCCAGUAGGUGUAAUCUUUUCUCGUCCAAGGACACCAUGCCUGCACACAAUAUUACAACAUAGGUCGAAGAAAUGCUCCAAAUACUCGGCCAAAAAUUCUUCAGUAUGGUAUUACCGACAAAGACAAGGGUGACUGGUAAUAACCUGCUGCCUACAUCAUGUGCCGCUGUGCUGUUGCUGGUUGAGCUCGAGAGAGAGCCCGUAAUGCAGUAUGGAACGAGUGGGUUCCGUAAGAACGAUCGGUGAUCACACCCUACCAUUCAAAAAAUUCUUCGUCUAAUUUAAGGAAGGAUCUUCUAAUCGCGCCUUGGAUACCUAUAGCCUUCCUUGAUAGCUUGGCGCAGUGAGACAAUGAUGUGAGACUUGACGUCAUCCACACAACGAGGCCUCUAAACUGGUUGACUGAUUCGAGCUGGUGACCUCCUAUGAAGUAGUGAUAUUCAAAUAUUAAUGGCCUCCUGUUGCUGUCAGCACCAUCCGCGGUCAACCGUACCCUGCCCUGUGGAGAGACAAGGCUAUAAGUAGGCUAGGCGUGGCUCUCUGGCGUGGCUACGUGGUGGCAGUCGACAGGAUAGCUACCUCUACCACAUCACUCGAAAAAAAAAUGCGCGAGAUGUUCCCUAUUUCCCGUUCGUUUCCCGCCCCCCAUAGACUCGCUUUUUAAGCUGUGAGUGCAUUUAUUUUAAACUAUUGACUAUUGUAUUACCUUUAAAUAGGCUACCGGAUUUCCAACGCUUGGGCGCUAGCAAACCAGCCUUAAGUGGCUUAUAUAAGUACACAAUCGGGAAAUCAACGCAACGACAACUGAAAUGCACGAAAUAAGAAAACUGACAGGCAAUUAUAAGAAAAGAUUGUCAACUGAGUAUGUUCAAGCGGAAAAAUCUGUAAGAAAAAUACAGUUAACGCUGACACAUACUUUGAGUCUGUCAAAUUCUGCGCGGCGUGAUUGAACUAUUCACCGCCUCAGUGUUCUUCGGGCUCGCUUAUCUGGCUACCGUGGCUGUCUUUCGUGAGCGUUCCCACCGAAAACUUUGAGCUUUGUAAUUUAUUGUGCAUACAUCUGCGACGUCUCUGUCUGUUUCGCUCGGCCUUUUUAUCGAGGCUCCGUGACGCAAUGAAUUUUAUUAUCCACGGGAUACCCGCAAACCCCAGGAGUUUGCUAGUGCGCCUAAACAAGCGCAUACAUCCUUUCGAAUAUCCAGGCCAUUACGAUUUCAGCCUCAUGCGUCCAGCUUCUUCCUAGCUCAUUUCAUACAAUCUUUGGGAUUUGGGUGUCCCGAAAGCUAACGAUAACCCUUAGUAACCUCACCAUCGGAGAACGUCUCUAGGCGCCCUGAUGGCAAUCUAACUCGAACCGAACUCGGCUCGAUUCAUCCAUCUUAAGUCCCUGUUGCAAUUUCGAUAAACACUCUCGAAACCAGAAUUCACUUACCAUGGCUUGGUCGAGCUCCCCUUGUUAAUUUACGGAGAUAGCAGUUUUAUUUGCUUUGCAAUCCACUUGACUUCUGAUUAACUCACAUUUUUUGUAGUGUUUUGUGCACAUUGCCUAUUUGUCAUCUCCCACUGCCUCGCGUGCUCCGCCACUUUAUCCCUUCGACAAUUUGUUAGAACCUUUCGCCUAGGCUUAUACGUUAAUGCGUGUUCUCUCAGAAAGCAAUGCCAUUGUUGUGAACGGCAACCUUUUUUCACUUGUCGGCGUUUCGCAAACAUUGAUGGCGCCUAACUUACAGUUUGGUCAAUUUUUAUUUCAUUAGUGAUCCGCAAAUUAGAUGUCGUCCAGCUUAUCUUUCGCAAAAAUAAAUUAUUAUUGUCGUCAAAAUGUUCGCGCAUUUCAAGACACAUGGUCGCACGAUGAAUAAGACUGUCCGGUGAAUUGUUUUCGGGUAAUCCAUCUUCUUGGUUUCGACAUCUCUACUUCCUUCGGUUCCUGCUUUAGUUUCCGUAAAUUCAUAGAAAUAUUAAUUCCCCAUUUCCUCUCUUUAUUCCAUUAAAUAUGUAAUUUCAUUAAACUGGUGAUCUUAUGGUUCGACUUAGUGGCCUCCACAACAUGACAUGUUACUUUCGAUCGUAGUCUGGAUUCGAAAGCGAAAGGAAUUCGUUACGACUGACUCUUUGCGAGACUAUUCUCCUUCCCCCUCCUCCUCCUCCCCCUCCUCCUCCUCCUCCUCCUCCUCGUUGUUGUUGUUGUUGUUCUUCUUCUUCUUCUUCUUCUUCUUCUUCUUCUUAUUCUUCUUCCUCUUCUUCUUCUUUUUCUUCUUUUUCUUUUUGUACACUACAAAAAGGCGAUAUACUCACUUGUAAGAGAGUAUACUAUUUUGAGAGUGCGCAACUGCAAUAGUUACGUCGAACGUCUCUUUUGGCCCGAUUUAUGGUGUGGAAUGACGCUUCGCUCGAAUUUAGUGCUAGCACUAUAUCGCCUCAUUCUCCUGCAGCCCCUCUCUGCUGUCGCCACGCGCCUAUAUCAGUCGCUGAGAACAUUGCAUUUAAUGUCCCGCCUGCUUUAUCAAAACGAAUAAAUUUUCACCUUUCCGUUGUUUUACACACGCAGCGCCUGGGGAGGGUUCUGGCCUGGGCUGCACACCAUUUGAAGCGAGUGUGGUUUGGCCUGCACCCUAAGCUGAUCACUGAACGCCCUUGUUAAUGUAAAAACUCCUGGCUCAUGUAUACCACAGGCUAUGGCCCUGCUCGCCGACAGCCUCAGACUCCAGUUUGAGCUCGUGGAUCUUGAGACUCACUUGCUUGAAGACAGCAGGGAGGAUCAAUAUGGUCACUUUGGUUAUAUCUCCCCGACUGUCCCUCGUAGGUCACUUAUUCUUCAUCCUUUGGCGGUUAACGGAGAAAGUUUUAAUCUGUGCUGUCCGGCGCUGGGAACUUCCAUUUUCUAUCACAAUUAUGGAUUUUCGUGAUGGCUAUGCUUUGAUCCACCCUCACAUGAUAAACGAAAGGGCAAAUAUUUUCAUGUUUCACCGAUUCCCCCUACGUGCAGUUUCUGCUCCUUAAUUUUCACGAUCAUCCUAUAACAAGGCGGGUUGUUUUUGUCAGUCGUGUUUGUCCCAGAAGGCAAGAUCUACCCUCGCCUUCCCGAGUCACAACAAUUCAAAUUUUGCUCUUUCCUUUUUAGAUGGCAAUAACAGUGAACUUUGAAGCACUCCUAAUCGGCAUCGGAGUCUUCAUUUUCGUUUGCGUUUUGACAUUCACUCUGUUCUACCCUUUCCGAGCCGGAUUCUCUGAGUUCAGCUUCCUAGACUAUGCUCCUCGGAAGUCUUCUUUGUCGAAACAGUCGAAGAAGGAAUUUCUGAAACGAAAAAGAAAGCCGAAGAAGCGGACCGAACAAGACGAUGAUGGCAUUUCGGAGUCUUCACUCGCAUCUGCCGACACAGCGACAGCAAUUAACGCUCCUAAGCCGGUUCUUGAUGCACCCCCGGCCAAAAGUUCAAAUAAGCCAUCUGAGGGGCAUAAAGUGAAGUCUCAAACUAUCUCCACGAAAUCGCGCGAAACUCCUUCAACAUCUUCAGUCCAGGCCGAAGAACUCUUGUCACCAGACCUUCUGGGCCCGGUGGAGACCAAAGAAACUUCAAAGCCGGAGAUCGCGCAAUGUAGUUGGCCUAUCGAACCGCCUAUGCCCAGUUUCGAAUGCACACUGGAGCCUGUUGACUGUCCUCCGCAACCCCCGGCGACCACACCCCCAGAAGUCCAAAGGCCCGUGAAAGCCAAGAGGAAGUCACACAAACGCGGCGACCACGUAAACGGUCUUGCUCACAACAGGACGCACAACAUGCUUAGUAUUUCAUCCACACACGCGGCAGACAUCUGCUGCAAUUAUAAGAAUGGUGUUGAGAAGUUAUCUACCAACUUGUCCGUCCUUACUGAUAUGCAGACCAAGGUCAAGCAUCUAGAGAAAGCCCUGAAGGUUAGUAUUUAGCAUUUAAAGCAAUCCAAACUCCGUAUUCUACCGCCUUUUUUCUUGUAUCUCAGCCGCAGAGGCUACUAAAUGAUGAGAAAAGUGACCUAUACCGCGGGAAGGCGCGACGACUUCUGACUUCUACCUCACCCAAAGUACUGGGGAGGGCGGAGGGUUUUGACCCACCAUAUCUUCAUGAGCCUAUGUGGCUUGCGUCCAGUGUUAUCCUCAAAUGACUGAAUGGUGUACGAUUUAGCAACAGCAACAUCUCGGUUACUCUGUGACCACACAGUGUAGUACGGUUACUUGCAGCCUUCUAAGCCAGGACUGCGGCGAGGAUGCUGAUUCGAGAACGGUUGCACUGGCUCUAUCCCAAGACCGCGACUUUGGGCGCUACCCACUUCCUUGGUUUCUCUGUUGAUAAAUGCCUCUAAGGGACUUUAAAUGCCCGCCUAUUCUCUCAUAAAAAACGGAGAAACACAUUGACAGAAAGCUUCCUUUUGGUGACAUUUGAGGUUAUUUGCUUUGAGGGCUCGAUUGCCACACAUUAGUCUGCUAUUAUAGAACAAUCUAGGAAGCCUUGAGCUGAGCAGGGUAUGGUCAGUCUGACUAGCCGUCCGAGUAUCGUUUGAACAGCAGGUACUAUUGAUGGCCCGACGUGUCUGAAUUAAAUAAAACGCUAAACAACUCUUUCAGGCCAUGUUCUGUCGAUCUCAGGCGGUGAGCCGCACUGGUCUGUGACACCGCCAGUGCGAGUAGAUCCAAGUAAAAGUGAGUACACCCAAGAGCGAAAAUCAGUUCAAAGUUUCCCUGCCCUGCUGGAUAGUCGUCAGACUUAAUUGACUAGCUUAUGCUACUAAUUUUCGCACUAUCCUAAUACCGUUCUCGAUUGCCAGUUCCUUCGCGCUGGCUCUUCGGUCUGCGUCUUGGAAGUUGUUUCCUGGCGCUUUGGUGUUAAGCCAUCGUGGGUGCUCUUGUCUGUCGUAGCUGAUCUGCGUUCUCGUGUUCUGUUCCCAAAUCGGUGAGUGCUGCAAGCCUCCAUGGCAUAAAUAAUACUCAAGAUCGUAGAGUGGAAGAAGACAGGGGGAUGACUCAAUGCUGCACGAAAUCAGAAAGAAGGCCGGGGAGGGAGAGAAGUAUAAGGACGGAGAAAUACAUAAGAAACUGAAACAAAAGCUGUUUCGAGUCCACUAGAUGCCUUCGCCGGCUGGCCACACAUCAACAAAAAUCUGUCGUUAGAAAGUUGGGUGAAACCAGUGCGUCAACGAUCCCAUAGGACCCAUCGUACACUAGUUUUUUUCCCAGUAGUCGGUAUUUGUCAGAGCAAAUGGGUAUUUAUGGACACCAAAAUUGAUUUUCAUCAGUCUUUUUGAUGUCUGGGCUGUCCAGCGAACAGGCGACAACCCACCAGGUCUCAAGGCGACACAUUGGACCAUAUCAUGGGUGAACAUAAGUAGCCGAAUGUAGAGCUUGAGCGUGCGCGAAUACAGCGAAGUCAGUUUUCCGUCCUUAUUCAAAUCUAUUGUUAUACUGACCAGCGAUUUCACGAUACAUUAGACUGCUUAGUGCAGUACAUACCCGCACACUUGUUUUGAUGUAGGAUGUAGCUUAGCACAGAACCGAAACAUUACCGUACUCCUGCCUGGCAUGCCGUUCUUAUUAAUUCUAGUCAUAGCAGUAGUGACUGCGUGGUACUGACAUUCUGAGAGAGGCCAGCAUAGUAAAGGUGUUCUAGAGGACUACCUCUUGGCGGAGGUGAGAGGGAGGUAGCUAUAAGCCAGUCCAACCGUAGUUCGAAGGGUUUACUGCGUAGGAACAUUAAAUUCGGGCACAUUUUGUGGAGGACGGCGUAAAAGCACGCCCUACCCCAGGGCCUUAUGCUCUCGGCAUGUACUUCUAAUUCUUAAGUUGGAAAGGCCUGCAAAUGCGCGUUUCGUUGUACAAAAUUGGAAUUAACACCUAAUUUUACGUCCGUCCUCGUUCGUACUUUACACGUCAAAACUAACGUGAAUCACUCCAUCACCCUACUUCUUUUGAUCUGUUUGGAAGAGAAACCGGAUUCAGACAUGACUGGCCGUCCUCCCUGACUUUGUUAGGCUGUGCCAUUGACUGCAUUGUCCUCUGAUUCCCAGCGAAGUCAAGGUUCUUACCGGCUAGUACGGAAUUAAUCUACUGCGCCGGGUUGAACCCGUCGGCCACUGUUGCAGUUCACCACUUUCUGCUCUUCAUUCAGAGUAGAAGUUGAGCCUAAGACUUGCGGGUUAGAAGCUCGAAACGUGGCUGCCACGGGUCAGGCUUGCGGACCUUUAUAAAUGUUCUGAUAACCGGACUCAAGCCAUGAGGAUAGGCUGGUUCAGGUCACUUUCGCAUGGCCGCACAGUUCCUAUCAAAGCCGACAGGACGUGGAUGAGCGUGGACUGAGUUGGUUUCAGAUCUCAGUCGUCUGACCUGGGUUUUGUGAGUCGCUGACUGAUGAUCACAAGUAGACAAAAACUGCUGCUCCAAUGUCUCUCUUUUGAACGGCAAGACUUCAAUAUCUGCAGGAUUCUUCCGGGCAGAAUUCUAACGUCCUGAAUACUAAUAAACGGUUGAAUUGAUAUUCCGUUGUCCUCACUUUUCUGACAAAAAGUCGCCAUUCGCUUGGCCGUGCUCUUUCCGGACCACGUGAUCUGUAUUCAGUGUCACACCUGCGUUCAUCAAGUCCGACUGUCUGAAUAGCUCUCUGGCCGAGGCGGUUUACCCAGGGAUUGAUUUACGACUUAAGAACCACCCCCUUGGUUUCGGAUCAAUUACAGCCUCAAGGUCUUCCUUUCCCCCUGCUUUCGCAUUUCCUCGUCCAUCGCGUCCCGUUGUUAUCGCUGUUGUGGCGGUAUUGACGACAUGGACGGGGUUCAUAUCGUAAAGGGAGGGGGGGGGAGCGGGAGGGCUGCACAGCAUCGAUGAUUCUGUUUUCUCAAACCUAUCGUCUUCCUAUCAGAAGGACUAAAUCAAGUCGGCUGAGGGUGAGUUUGGGUGUAGGACUGGGACUGAUAUUUCGUGCGCAUCCUCGUGUACCAUCCACGGGUUGGUUCACACUACCGACCGAACGACACCUCAUCUUCUCAUGGGUUAUGUUUUUAAGAUUCUCAGUCAAGGGUACCUUAAGUGGGAACCAUGACGUCCUAGUUGCGGAUCGUAGGGGUAAAGUUGUUCUCCACCAGCUUGAGCGCGUUCCAGUCUGAUAAUGACCGUGAUCGUUGCAAACGACGGAGUCUACCGUGUUCCUCACGGAGUGCGCGCAGCGCCGAUGACUUGCGCGUGAAUUAGCUUGUAAUGAGUCAGAUCUGACCAUCAUCUGUCAUACUCCUCUCCACCAACUUGGAUUCGGUGGCAAGGUUAUGCCAAGACAGAGCUAAGUAGCCCGUCUACGCGUGCCACACACAUGCCAGGUCUCCACUGCAUGCGCCAGGCUUGUUCAGUCAGAUUAUAACAAUGAAAGAUUGCGUAGGGCCGACACCAAUCCCCCUUCUCUCUUCCAGUAUGACCCAGGGACAAUCCUUCAUCAAGACAACCAGGGAACAUUGAGGGUAAUGGUUGUCCAGACACUUUUUAUUCUCUUUUUGAGGGGGUCACAAGUGCUCAGCCGAAUCAGAUUUAAAGUCGGCAUUAGUCUGACGCAGAUUAUCAGCUUUCUUUUAGGCCUGUAACAACACUGCCGCCAGUUUAGAUGGCCAAAUCCACACAAUUUUUGUACUAUGACCUUAAUACUCUCGAAUUCAUUAGGUCAAACGUCGACUUAUGCACAUUCGUCUUUCUUUUCUGUGUUUGCUACCUGUCACAACUCUCUAAUUGUCUGUCUCGUCGAUUAAGUGGCUAAGUUGUUGUCGACAUUUUUGUCACUUUGCUGCCAAGUUUGGGGAAGUGUUUCCGGACACCACGCCUUCUGCAGGCAGAAAGAGUGUUCCGACUUCAACCACUGCUCACAGGGGAUCUGUUUUAGCUAGCCCCUUUCACUAAAGCAACCGUUCAGCAUAACCAGUCACAUCAAAGCGACCGCCUUUGAAGGCGGACGUUGUGGAGAGGGCCGAGGGACUUUUGUGAUGCAUUUAUUGUAUCCAUUGUCUUACCGCCCCUCCUCCCGCUAGGACCUUGUUAAACUUUGCUCGUAGUUUCUGCGAGUUGCUUUGCUCAACUGUUUUCCAGCUUCACUUUCAUCCCCCCCCCCUCCUCUUCCGCAUCCAGCAAUCAAGAGCAGAGCUCAAACAGUCUCGCCAGGAGACCGCUACCGCAAAGUCGGAUUUUGCAAAGCAACGUUUGGCCAAUGAGGAAAUGAGUCACACCAGCCAAAUCCUCAAGGCAGAAAUCUCCGAGCUGAGGGAGAUGAACUCUGACCUGGCCAAGGAGAAACAGGCUUUGGACACAAAAGUCAAGGUAAAUACCUACUGGUAG
This is a messenger RNA of Spirometra erinaceieuropaei, 15492 nucleotides long. NCBI's taxonomy places the organism in Eukaryota, Metazoa, Platyhelminthes, Cestoda, Diphyllobothriidea, Diphyllobothriidae. The record is from the annotation of a GenBank genome assembly.